Messenger RNA from Dovyalis caffra, 1131 nucleotides. The record is from the annotation of a GenBank genome assembly. NCBI's taxonomy places the organism in Eukaryota, Viridiplantae, Streptophyta, Magnoliopsida, Malpighiales, Salicaceae.
AUGUUUCCCUUAGAGCCCCUAUUUUCACAAGGCUUUGGGGCUAAUCUAUCUUCUCAAGUUAGUUCAUUUGUUGACAACCCGUUGCACCAAUCGAGAUUCAUACAUAUUCCUGGAACCAUGGCUUUUCAAGAAGCUUUGAACAGCAUGUCGAAACUUGCUGGUGGUUUGAUUUGUUGGUUCACUAGCGCAUCCAGUUCAAAUUUGAGUCGGAAAAUAUCUGGCAAUCAGCGCUCUCGAGGACCAGGAAGCUGUAAAUCUUCUGCACAAGUUAAGAACUCUACUGGACAUAAUCUUGCUGGGUUAGGCUUUGGUUCUAUAUCAAAAGGAGAGUCUUCACCUCCUGUGAUUUUUAGUAAGAUUUCAAGUUUCAUGAUGCGGCUUCUACACAGGGAUGCUGAAAAACUUAAGUCUUUCCCUGUGCUCUCAUUAGCUGCUGCUCUGGUACCACCAUUUGACAACUUAUCUUCAAAGGUACUAUCUAUUCCUCUGGAGAAUGGUGAUGUACAAGUGCAAGCAUCAAUAGAUCAAAGGCCUUGUGAAGUUGAGCAUCGUGGAUGUCCAGGCCUCCCAAUUCCCGAUUUAAACUGGACAAGGCAUGCUGUUGAGCCUAGAACAGGAAUUGAGUUUCCAAUGUUUUUGGACAACAUCUUAGCUGGACAGAACAGAUCUAGAUUAACUUCAGAGGUCCUUGUUGGUACUGGAUCCAGAACUAUGACUAUAAUCAGAAUAAAGACUAUGAAGAUUUAUGCAUUUGGUUUUUAUGUUCAUCCUAACUCUGUCUGCGAAAAACUGGGCCCAAAGUAUGCUUCUAUUCCAAUGGGUGAAUUAAAUAAACGCCAUGACUUUUACAAGGAUCUCCUCAGGGAAGACAUCUCUAUGACUAUCCGGCUUGUGAUUAACUGCAAUGGGAUUAAAAUCAAUACUGUUAAAGAUGCUUUUGAGAAAUCGCUUCGAGACCGUUUAUUGAAGACAAACCCAGAUGCUGAUUACCAUUGCCUGACAACAUUUGGUUCAUUCUUCACAAAAGAUAUUCCACUACCAGCGGAGAUAUUCCCGUCUCGGAGCAAACGAAGGAAGAGAUUGGCAAGAAUGUUGCCAGCAUUAUUGGGAAAUGCUAAGUUGAUCCAAUAA